Messenger RNA from Aethalodelphis obliquidens (Pacific white-sided dolphin), 962 nucleotides. It is a transcript of the gene UBE2T, whose product is annotated as ubiquitin conjugating enzyme E2 T. The coding region runs from base 120 to 716 and encodes 198 amino acids. Lineage: Eukaryota; Metazoa; Chordata; Mammalia; Artiodactyla; Delphinidae. The transcript has 7 exons. The record is from RefSeq and is a predicted model, not a curated record.
GCGCAGGCGUGGUGCAGGCUGGUCGGCGCUUCUGCGCUGCGAGGGGCGUCAGCGCAGGGUUCCCAGCCAGCGUUGAGUGCGGCGCCGGGAACCGCGUGUGGGUGAUUCUCCCUGGGGUCAUGCAGAGAGCAUCCCGUCUGAAGAGAGAGCUGAGCCUGCUGGCCGCGGAGCCGCCCCCGGGCAUCACAUGCUGGCAGGAUGGGGACCGAAUGGAAGAUCUGCGAGCUCAGAUAGUAGGUGGAGCAGACACACCUUAUGAAAAAGGUGUUUUCAAGCUGGAAGUUAACAUUCCUGAGAGGUACCCAUUUGAACCUCCUCAGAUCCGAUUUCUGACUCCCAUCUACCAUCCCAACAUCGAUUCCGCUGGAAGGAUUUGUUUAGAUGUUCUCAAGUUGCCGCCAAAAGGCGCCUGGAGACCGUCCCUCAACAUCGCGACCCUGCUGACUUCUGUUCAGCAGCUCAUGGCCGAGCCCAACCCCGAUGACCCGCUCAUGGCCGACAUCUCCUCAGAGUUUAAAUACAACAAGCCCGUCUUCCUCAGGAAUGCCAGGCAGUGGACAGAGAAGCACGCGAGACAGAAGGCUGAUGAAGAAGAGACGCCUGAUAACCCUGAUAACCCCCCGGAGGCGGGUGGCUCAGAAGGGCACAGCGAAGCACAGAAGAGGAAAGCCAGGCCCCUGGGCGGCGUAGAAAAGAAAUUCUGCGCUGACGUUUAGGGUGGGGUUUGUCCUGGCCCGUCUCAGUUAAUAGGUUCUUUGCCAGCAUGGUCCAAUUUGCUUCCGUUUCUGGAAUGUCUUUCUUCGUGUUUGAUGGCGUCAUCGUUUUAUAGCCUGUGAACAGACCUCGUGUAUUUGUAUGUUCUGCUCCACAUUGAUUCUCCGAGUGCAGUUUGCUUUAUUUAGCUCAUACGUACGUGUCCCCAAACUUGUAAACCUGGAAAAUAAAUAAUCAUCUAGCGUUGA